Syngnathus typhle (broad-nosed pipefish) is the source of this 2683-nucleotide messenger RNA. RefSeq names its product dynein regulatory complex subunit 4-like. Lineage: Eukaryota; Metazoa; Chordata; Actinopteri; Syngnathiformes; Syngnathidae. Gene Ontology annotation, cellular component: Golgi apparatus; microtubule. Gene Ontology annotation, biological process: cell motility. The record is from RefSeq and is a predicted model, not a curated record. The transcript has a single exon. Gene Ontology annotation, molecular function: microtubule binding; small GTPase binding. The coding region runs from base 765 to 2588 and encodes 607 amino acids.
UUGCUUAGAAGCUAAAACAAUAAACAUCCGGGUUUUGUAAGCGUGUAGUCUGUCGCUGCAUGAUGACGUUAAAGGUAGGCCAUAAACAAAAUAAACAAAACUCUCCUUAGUUACCGCUUGGACGGGGACUUGUGGUGCGUUUCAAAACCAUGGAAAUCAAUUUCGGAUGACUCUAUGAUUAAAAUACACGUUCACAUGUAUUCUGAAGGAACAUGUUUCACAACAUGAUAAAAAAAAAAAAAAGAAAAACGUCAAUGUGCUUCAGAAUGUGUGAAUUCUAAAUGCGGCUGGCUUCAAAAAUAUUUCUGCUUAUAGUUGUGACAACGAAUAACAAUGAAUAUAUUAAGAUUUUGACAGGAGCGCGAACGAACAAGAUUUCAUAAAAGCAUAAUUGCUGAGGCAAAAGCGUGGAGAUGCCGGGGAUCGAACCCGGGGCCUCAUACAUGCAAAGCAUGCGCUCUACCACUGAGCUACAUCCCCGUCCAUUACACCCAUUCAAAAAUCUUUUUUAAUUAUAAAGAAAUUCUAUGUAGGCCCGUGAGUUGAUGCAGAAGCUAUGACGUCCAUCUGUGCUGUCACAAGGGUGGAAAAUAGAUGCAUGACUUUAGGAGUCAGGCAAAGCUUUGUGAUGUCAUGCAUGUUCACAGGAUGGCUUAGUGGGUGUGCAUCAACGUUCUAUCUUUAUAGUGUGCUGUGGACAGUUGUUUCCACCCAUUUGCAAGCGAUCACGCUAUUCAUAGAGGUAUAAUUUCAGACAAGUAAGGAUGCCUCCUAAAAAAGGCAAAGGAAAAAAGGAGAAAAAGGGGAAAAAGGGGAAAAAGGGGCCCAAAGCACCACAAGAGCCCGAGCCUCCGCCCGAAUUGUCAGACGAGGUGAAGGCCCUCAUAAGCCAAGUUGAACAGCUCCAAAUAGAUGUGGAAACGGAAAUGAAGGAGAGGAACAAGUUCCAGCUGGAAGUGGACAUGCUCUGCACCUUCUGGGAGGUGACAGGCCAACAACUGGAGGAGACCAACGCUGAGUAUGUCAACCUGUACAACGAAAUUGAGACGGACGAGCUCAACCACCGACAAGACAUCAAAGAGUACUUGGGAGGAAUCAAGCUCUACAAGGAAGAUCUCAAGAAGCACCAGGAAGACUUUGAAAAGCAUGUGCGUAAGGUUGAGGAGUUGGAGGUAAAGCCUUACGAGAAGGAGCGUGCUGAGAUGAUACUGGACGAACAGCUGGACAUCGAGGACACUGUCAACACGCUGAAGGCCAAGCACAACGAAGACAUGGCUAGAAGAGAACAGGAGAUGAAUGAGCAGCUCCUGCAGACGGAGCAAAAGUACAAGAAGAAGCUGGAGCUGCUCCAACACGACCUGACCAACAAGGAGAAGACCAAACUGAGCGAGAGAGAGUACUACUGGAGUAACCUCAUCCACAAUCUGCAGCAAGACCACGACCAACGCUACAGCAAGUUUGACGCCUUCGUCAAUGAGUGCAAGACGAAGGACCUGCACCAUAAGGACAAGCUAAGGAAACAAAUCCAAGUCUUUGUCGCCACGGAGGAGGAUAAAAACCAGCGUGUGGAUGGAUCGAUGGAUAUCAAAAUGCUGAAACAAGAGCAAAAGGCUGUCCAGGGGCAAAUUAUCAAACUGCAAAAAUCCUUGAGGAAUCCCAUCAUAAAGAUGCACCCUAAUGAGAGGGUCAAACAUCUGGAACUGAGCAAGUUAAAUCAAGACUAUGAGUCGCGGGAUCAGAAGUUCAAGCAACUCGAGCGGGACAUGGAAGAGAUCCACCAUACGUACUGUGAAAACCUCCUUGACAUCCAGUGGAAGGCUGAUCAGGAACAUGCGGAAAUGGAAGCCCAACUGGCCGCACUGAAGGAAAAAAUCCAAAACCUCCAGUCUCUGGUUUGCAUGCGGCUCUUCGGCAUCGAGAUUCCAGCCACAGGGUCUCUUGUAAAACAAGCGGCGGUCAACCAGGCGGACGAAGCGGGACGUAGCCCAGGACACUGGAGCCACAAGACCAGACUCAACCAGACGGUCACCUGGCAGCUGCAAAAUGUCAAGGAGCUUCUUCAAAGAGACGUGGAGACUGCCGUCAAGGAGAGGUCGGCUCUGACUAAACUCAUCAACGAGAAGGUCGACGAGGUGUUCCAGGCCAAGAAAGCCCUCCAAAAAGUUGCAUGGCAGCUCGAAGUGGCGAAAAAGUUCAAAUCAGGCAAAGUCCCGCCAGAAUUCUGUCCUGAACCCUUGGAGACACCGCUCCACCUCCAGGACGACAAGCAACCCAUGGGCGGCCUGAUGGAAGAAGUCAUCAGGAUUGCGUGCAAGGAUCCCCCGACCGACUCCCAAAACAGGUUAAGCUCCUUGAUGUGCGAUCAAGUGCUGGACAGGCAGUUGAGGAACAGCAAGGAGCUCCUGCAGAGUCACGCCGAGGUGGCCACCAAGAGGAGGACGCAACUCAUCCUAAUAUUGAACGACAAGACGCACGAGCUGCACGGCCUUCAACGCAAAAUCAAAGACACCAUCAAGGAGCUGGAGAAGCAGAAAUUAGCCGCCGACCAGAAUCUGAGCGUAUGCGGAGCUUUGCUACAACUCAAGUAAAAUGUGGUCCAUUUUACCUUAUUGCAAAAGUGACUUAAAAAAAAAAAAACAUGAAAAUGUAACGAAACGAGGAAUAAAGACAACAUGGCAAGAAA